GCGACACGGCCACUCCGGGGAACAACCGCGCCACACUUGCUGUCUGGAGUCCGCUAGGCGUUCCCAGGCUUAUAAGCACGUUUAAAUUAAUUUGAGGCUUCCAGUCGGACCAACAUUCAUGCACUAUGAGUUUGUUUGGAACAAGCUCCGGCUUUGGGACAGGAGGGACCGGUGUGUUUGGAAGCACGACAACAGACAGCCACAACCCCAUGAAGGAUGUUGAAGUGACUUCUCCUCCAGAUGACAGCAUCAGCUGCCUGGCUUUCAGUCCUCCCACCAUGCCAGGCAACUUCCUCAUUGGAGGAUCCUGGGCCAACGAUGUCCGGUGUUGGGAGGUACAGGACAACGGACAGACUGUCCCCAAAGCCCAACAGAUGCACACGGGUCCAGUCCUGGAUGCAUGCUGGAGCGAUGAUGGGAGUAAAGUUUUCACUGCUUCCUGUGACAAGACAGCCAAGAUGUGGGAUCUUAACAGCAACCAAGCAAUGCAGAUUGCACAGCAUGAUGGUCCAAUUAAAGCAAUUCACUGGAUAAAAGCCCCAAACUACAGCUGCAUCAUGACCGGCAGCUGGGACAAAACACUGAAGUUCUGGGAUACCCGCUCUGCCAAUCCAAUGAUGUCACUGCAGAUGCCAGAGAGAUGCUACUGUGCAGAUGUCGUGUACCCCAUGGCGGUGGUUGCCACAGCUGAAAGAGGCCUGAUAGUGUACCAGUUAGAGAACCAGCCCUCUGAGUUUCGCAGAAUAGAUUCUCCGCUCAAACAUCAGCAUCGCUGUGUUGCCAUAUUCAAGGACAAGCAGAACAAGCCAACAGGUUUUGCACUGGGAAGCAUUGAGGGCCGAGUGGCAAUCCACUACAUCAAUCCUCCAAACCCAGCCAAAGACAACUUCACCUUCAAGUGCCACAGAUCCAAUGGAACCAACACAACCACUCCACAGGACAUCUAUGCUGUGAACGCCAUCUCUUUCCAUCCUGUUCAUGGCACACUGGCCACUGUGGGCUCAGACGGACGCUUCAGCUUCUGGGACAAAGACGCCCGCACCAAGUUGAAGACUUCCGAGCAGCUCGACCAGCCCAUCACAGCUUGCUGCUUCAACCACAAUGGAAACAUCUUUGCAUAUGCUUCUAGUUACGACUGGUCAAAGGGCCACGAGUACUACAACCCCCAGAAAAAGAACUACAUCUUUCUGAGGAACGCUGCCGAGGAGCUGAAGCCUCGGAACAAGAAAUGAUUCGUCGUGCCAAGUCGCAUCUCUUGUGGGGAAAUGCGGAAGACCUGCUGCUUUAGUGUGUGUAUACGCUCGACACAGACUCCUUCUUUUCGGCAAACACCUGGACCAAUGCCGUGGUGCUGUGUACUGUGCAUGGACCAAUCAGAGGGGCCUACCCAACUGGCAUUGAUGACAGCUGCAUGACAAUUGGUCUUAGAAGUCAUCAUAGAAGGGGGAGGGUUUCAUUUGUCAUUCAUUUUGAUGUUUUCAUUACUAUAUGUCCAGCUCCUUGUUUUUUGUUUUUUUUACAGCUUUCCAAAGGGUUUUCAAUUUCUUAUGAUUUGCUGUUACUGAUGGUUUAGCUCCAUUCAUGAAACUGGGAUGUAAAAUAAAUACGUGCAUACUCUUAGAUUCGAACAUGUUUAUUCCAGUUUAAAGGAGUAAGUAGGUUAAAAAAUAACCUAUGUGUUUGCUGUAUAAAAUGUUUGUUGGGCCAUUAACCAAACUGUAUUGUGCAUGCGAAGACAUCACCGUCAAACUUCACCACUAUCUCGUAAUUCAGCUGUUAAUCUCUCCGUGAUGUGGGUUUCUGACAUUGGAAUCAUCAUAAACUGAAAAAAAGAUAAACACUGAACUAAAUCUGUAA
Messenger RNA from Stegastes partitus (bicolor damselfish), 1857 nucleotides. It is a transcript of the gene rae1, whose product is annotated as ribonucleic acid export 1. The transcript is spliced from 13 exons. Gene Ontology annotation, molecular function: protein binding. The record is from RefSeq and is a predicted model, not a curated record. NCBI's taxonomy places the organism in Eukaryota, Metazoa, Chordata, Actinopteri, Pomacentridae. The coding region runs from base 126 to 1232 and encodes 368 amino acids.